Molecule: messenger RNA, 1830 nt
Organism: Amorphotheca resinae ATCC 22711
Lineage: Eukaryota; Fungi; Ascomycota; Leotiomycetes; Helotiales; Amorphothecaceae
Exons: 3
Coding region: 51-1757 (568 amino acids)
Biological process (GO): aspartyl-tRNA aminoacylation
Cellular component (GO): aminoacyl-tRNA synthetase multienzyme complex; cytoplasm; cytosol
Molecular function (GO): ATP binding; RNA binding; aspartate-tRNA ligase activity
Source: RefSeq, a predicted model, not a curated record
AUCGUCUCUUUGCGUCCUACACAAUACACACUUGAUCAAAGAACACAACAAUGGCGGAACCACCAAAAGAGGUCCCCACCGAUGCGGUGCCGAAACCCGCUGCGCCCGCUGGUGAAGACCCCGCACAACCCUCAAAGAAAGGCGCAAAGAAAGCCGAGGCGAAAGCGAAGAAGGAAGCUGAGAAGGCACGAAAGGCUGCGGAGCGCGAGGCUGCCCAGGCCUCUUCUGCGGCCGCUGCUGCCGAGGAUCUAGCAAAGGACAACUAUGGCAAGAUCACUCACACGACGAAAGUUGACGCGGAACGUAGACACCUACGAGACCUUGGCGAAGCUGAUGUGGGCAAGACUAUCGAACUUCAAGCCUGGAUCCAGAAUGUGCGUAUGCAAGGUGCCAAGAUGGCAUUUCUGGAGCUGAGAGAGGAGGGUAAUUGGACCAUACAAGCCGUUGUGGCUGCCAGCCCGGAGGGGAAGCCCGUGAGCAAGCAGAUGGUGAAAUGGAUUGGAGGGUUGAAGUUGGAGAGUUUCGUGGUUGUAGAGGCCGUGGUAAGCAAACCACAUGAGCCAGUCAAGAGUGCGAAGGUAUCUGGAUAUGAGUUACAUAUCGUCAAGACAUACCUCGUGGCUCCAGCGCCGGAGAUGCUGGGCCUGGGUUUGGCAGCCGCGAGUCGAGCAGUUGGAAAGUUGGAUGACGAAGAAAUCUCAGACGCAGUUGAAGGUCUUAGCAUCACAGAAGGAACACCAGCAGCAAGUCUAGCAACCCAUCUCAACAACCCGGCCAUCCACAAGCGAGCACCGGUCAGCCAAGCUAUUGCCGAUAUUCGAAUCGAAGUCGAGGAACUGUUCCGUGAAUACUUGAGAGCACGGGGUUUCAAGAACUUCCACCCGCCAUCUUUAAUUGGCGCAGCCUCCGAGGGUGGUGCAAACGUUUUCAAGCUGACCUACUUUGAGAAGGAUGCAUAUCUAGCGCAGUCUCCACAGUUCUAUAAACAAAUGGAGAUUGCUGGUGGCAGAAAGAGAGUAUUCUGUGUUGGUCCUGUUUUCCGUGCUGAGAACUCCAACACACCAAGACACAUGACUGAGUUUAUCGGUCUUGAUCUUGAAAUGGAAAUCGAGAAGCAUUACCACGAAGUAAUGCACAUGCUAGAGGGGGUUCUCCUCUACAUUUUCCGAGGUCUCGCUGAGCGGUGCAAAGAGGAGAUUGCAACUGUCCGCGCCGUCUACCCUUCUGAGGAGUUUCUUCUCCCCGCCGAAGGCAAAGAGGUACGCCUUACCUUUGCUGAAGGCCAGAAGCUUCUCCGCGAAGAAGGCCCUCCUGAGUUCGCCAACGUCAGUGAUGACGAAGACAUGAGCACUGCCCAGGAGAAGGCAUUGGGCGCUCUGAUCCGAAAGAAGUACAACACUGAUUUCUACGUCUUGGACAAGUUCCCUAUUGACGCUCGACCCUUCUACGCCAUGCCUGACCCCGAGAACCCCAAGUUAACCAACGCAUAUGACUUCUUCAUGCGCGGUCAAGAGAUUCUGAGUGGAGGCCAGCGACUUCAUCUGCCGGAUCAGCUGGAGCAGUGCAUCCGAGCCAAGGGACUCGACCCCAACGAGCCGGGCCUCAAGAACUAUGUUGACGUUUUCAGAAGCGCCGGUGUUCCUCCUCAUGGUGGUGGUGGUAUUGGGCUUGACCGAGUGGUGGCUUGGUAUUUGAACUUGCCUACUGUACAGCUGGUGGCAGAUUAUCCUAGAACGCCAAAGAGACUUACUCCUUAGACUGUGACUCGCGGAUGGGGAUUGUUUGCAGUAUUGAGGAUCAUCAUGAGCUUGAUAGAUUUUAUCCACCUGU